Molecule: messenger RNA, 2920 nt
Organism: Schistosoma rodhaini
Lineage: Eukaryota; Metazoa; Platyhelminthes; Trematoda; Strigeidida; Schistosomatidae
Source: the annotation of a GenBank genome assembly
AGCUCAACUGACCAAUCAGAAUGAGAGUAGGCACAUAUAAUGUUCAUAGCAUGAAUUUCACGCUGACAUUGUUCAUGGCGAGACAAGCAUUGACAUAUCUUUACUGAUCAUAGGGUUGCUUAGUCGGAUACAUAUCAAUUAAGUCUAUUACGGAAUUAUUCCUGAUAUCUUCGACACAUGUAGUGUCCAUAUGAAAUUCUCGGAUUAAGUAAUGUCUAUAUCAUGUGCUGGAUGCGGUGGUCCUAUAGUAGAGAAAACUCUGUUAAAUGCAAUCGAUCGGUUUUGGCAUACUUCCUGUUUGAAUUGUUCUUGUUGUGGUCUACGGCUUGAUGAAUUAGGACCUUCCGUUUUCGUUCGCUCAAAUAUGCUGUUAUGUCGACAAGAUUACCUCAAGUAAGUUUAUCAUCCCUAUUAGUUUACUUAUCAUCUGUGUUAUUAAGACUAACUUCACUAUUUUAUCUAUCCAUCGUUAUUUGUUGUGCCCCGUUUUGUUGAAGUAUGUUAUGGUAACUAAGUUUUACACCUUAAUUUGUAACAAAUCUUGAACCAUCUGGUUUAGCUCCAGAUUUUAUUUAGUGAUGCCGUAGAGAUCAGUCAAUUCUUCAUUCAACCUUUGAGUAAUAUUAAUAUUGUAAAUUUGACGGAGCAUUGACCAUGGGAAACGCGUUCGACUUUCAGCCCGAUUCGAACCCCUCUGUACUUCAGUUUGAUCAAACGAGUAGCAUUAUUAGCUUUCACAUGUACACUGGCCAAAAGUCAAGAAUACAGAUGUUGGUUGACUGUUCGGUCUAUCAGGAACAUGCGCCAAAUGUCGAGUUCAAAUUCCUCCAGAUGAAUUGGUGAUGAGAUGUCAAGACAAAGUCUAUCAUGUGAACUGUUUUUGUUGCACUCACUGUCAUUCUCCGUUGCACCCCGGUGAUAAAGUAUGUUUUAUGGAUGGCAAUUUAUUUUGUGAGCAUGAAUUCCCUCAUUUGUUUUCUGGACCUCCAAAACUGACUUCACUAAGAUUAACAUCAUCUUCCGCAAGUCCUUGUACUUCUAAUGAUUCUGAUAUUAGUCGUGGCCAAAUGACCAUUGAGUUACAAACAAAAAUGAAUGGUGCCCCAUGUUCUAGAUCUUUCAAUAUAAAUCCCACGUCUUUAGAGCAGCAGCAACAACAGCCAUCUGGUGUUUUGCCAAAUAAGCUCAUAUUUUCCCAAUCCGAUAUUAUAUCAUCACUCAGUCCUCAUUCAUCCAGUCCAGUCAUGUCAUUUCCUAAUAACAUGCAACCAAAUCAAGAUAAUAAUCAGCAACUUGUGCAACACGGGUUUUAUGUUACAGAUGUUGAGCAACCGUUUGGUGACACGUCUAAUGUACAAAACUCGUCCGAAAAACCUUUGAAAUCAUCAAUGAUCAACACGACGAAUCAGACAACUAAUGGUCGUAAAAAACAACAAAAAAAAGUAGAUAACCGUCGUUGCCCUGCGCUCCGUGUUUGUUGAGCCUGAAAGACUAUAUUGUGAUUGGUCCUUUAAAACCACAAUUCUUUUCGCCAAUUUUUCGAAAUUUUCUUAAUGUGAGAAUUGAACGUUUAUCUUUUUCUGUUUCGUUUUUGUAAUAAAAAUUUCACCAGACUAUUUGAAAAUAUGUACUAUCAAUUAAAACGUUCAAUAUUCAUUAUUCUUUGUUACAACAGUUUGUACAAAUAUUUUUUGUUCUAUCUUUAAUUCUGUUCAGAUAAAUAAGUGCUUAAAUCUCAUGUUUUAGAAAACUGAUAUUUUGUCGUGCUUUGCAUUCAUUGGGAAGGAUCAUCCUCAUGCAUCUUAAGAAAACAUGUUCUUCGUUUGUACUUUACACUCUUACGUAUGGUAGUAUCGCUAAAAUAAUAAGAUUUUACCAAUUCCUAAAAUCUUUUAAUUAAUAUUUAUCGUUAUAGCACAAGUAGUGUCAUUCUAUGAGAUAAUUUUAUUUUCUACCUCACCGGGUUUCUGUCUGGUGUACCUUGAUGCAUGACAAGUGACUGCAUUUACCCAAUCCGUAGAAUUGUCACUACAUAGAAUUCUUCAGUCUUAGCAUAGUUUUAUUACCAGGGUUCCUCACAACUUGACAGUAUAUAGUCUUCAGCGGAAAUUUAUCGUUAGGAUUGAAUGAUUUAGAAACUGUAUAAUCAUGUUGGUGUCGUGAUUAUCUAUGAGUGUAGAUGGUGUUGUCAAAUAUUUAGUGUGUAACAUUUGUUUAGUAAACACUAAUUGUCGUGUUUCAUAAUUUCCAACUUAGACUGUCGAGUCCAUUAUUUCUCUAAGAAAGUCGAGUUCUGAAAACCAGCAUUUGUUCUACGAGAUUCUUCUGAGAUAAGGCGACAUCUAUAGAGUAAUAUACGUAACCAUAGUAUGGUUCAAAUGGCCCGGUCUACUGGUUUACUUCCCAGGCUAUUCGUAUAUACGAUUAUUAUGUAUCUAAAAUGGUCGUAAAAUUGAUCGUAUCGUAAUAUUUAAUUGUUCAUUCAACAAGUGAUGGCAAUAUGAAAUAUGUUUCACUAGAUGUUUGAAAUGACUCUAAGUGUCAAUAUUAAAGUAACCAUAAUUUUGAUAGCAUUUUGUAUUGAUGACUGAGACUCUAAUCAAUUAAUGUAAUAAGAAUAAUUGGACGUUUGUUGUAAUCCAUUUGUGAUACUUUUAAACAAGAGUCUACCAGACCACAUUGUCACGCACGCAGUUGUUUAGGAGUAAAAAUGCACUUGCUAAUUUCCUGCUUUCCUAAACAAAAGUUUUUACUAAGAUAGAUGGGAUUCGCCUACGACCUAAUAGUCAACUUAGCAGAACAGACUCAUAUAGUUACAAUUGGUUGAUUACUGGGUGAUCAAUGUCAGGUCCUUAGUGCAGAUCAAAUCCUAUCGGCCGCUAGUCUAGGUGACUCGACAUUGCGUGCACUAUGUUGAGAU